This is a messenger RNA of Chara braunii, 2705 nucleotides long. The record is from the annotation of a GenBank genome assembly. Lineage: Eukaryota; Viridiplantae; Streptophyta; Charophyceae; Charales; Characeae.
CGCCAUCCCAUAAAUAUACACUAUCGCAGACAAUUUUUCCAUGAACUGAGUAGCAACGGUAGCUGAGAGAGAGAGAGAGAGAGAGAGAGAGAGAGAGAGAGAGAGAGAGAGAGAGAGAGAGACGUCGGUUGAGGAGCUUAUGUGCGAGGCGAGGGGAGGGAGAGAGAGAGAGAGAGAGAGAGAGAGAGAGAGAGAGAGAGAGAGAGAGAGAGAGAGAGAGAGAGAGGUGGAUUGAGGAGCUUAUGUGCGGGGCCAGUUAAGACGAAGGAAUGGCACUACAUGAUAGACAGGUUAUCCAUCUCGCUGUAUUCUAGCUGGUCUCUUUCUGGCAGCAGCUGUUGAGGGCUGUCCGCGCACCCUUUCUCGAUCGUCACGCUCGUGUGGUCUCUCUGCUGUGUCCAGUAUUCGACGGCGAGGCGAGGUUGCGGCUCUCUUCGGGUGAUCCAGUGGCGCUGCAAUGGGCGUCGCCAAGGGUGAUAUCGGCAUUCCCUUUCUGAUGACAACCCUGGCUGGAUUAGCUACUGUACUGGGAGCUGCCGGGGUGUUCUUCGCGAAGUUGGCCAAUCGUACAAUCUUGGCAGUGUCGCUGGGGAUCGCCACUGGUGUGAUGCUCUACAUUGCCUUCUACGACCUUCUGGCCCUCGAGUCCAUCGAAUCGUUUGAGAAGGGCGGUUUGGAGGAGAAGUACGCGAAGCUUUAUGCCACCCUAUCUUUCUUCGGUGGCGUUCUUCUUCUUCGCUUGCUCGAUGGGGGCCUUCACGUUCUGGGCAAUGGCAUGAUCCGUGGGAAGCGCCCGGGAGGAGUGCCUCCUCUCUCGGAUGCUCAUGGCCGUGGCACAAGUCUGCCCUCCUGGAUGCGCGAUGAGGAUGAGAAGACCCCCGUCGUGCAUGCAGCAGCGACAGCAACUGCUUCCAACUUGUCACAGUCGACGUGGAGUGCGAGGCCAAGCGCGCCGCCUUCCAACUCUCCAACCAAAGCCCUCGACGUUGAGAAUCCCCCCGCGGGGAGGCUUCAGCAUGUGGAGGGUAGCACAACAAGAAAGGCGGGGACCACCAUCGCGGCUCCUGAUGGCAACGCUGCUACCCCUGCACCGAUCGAUGACAGGCAAGAGGCAGCUCGUCUUUUUCGGACGGGGCUGCUGACGGCUGUCGUCAUCGGCGUGCACAAUUUUCCGGAGGGCAUUGCAACCUUCGUGUCAUCGUUGAAGGACGUGAAGCUCGGAGCGUCGAUGUCCCUGGCCAUUGGUUUGCACAACAUUCCCGAAGGAAUCUGUGUCUCAAUGCCAGUGUAUUAUGCCACAGGGAGCAAGUGGAAGGCCGUCUUCUGGACCUUCUUGUCUGCCUUAGCAGAGCCCUUGGGUGGGCUGAUCGCGUACCUUGCGCUGGCCGACGUGAUGACCGAAGUGGCCUUUGGCAUUCUGUUUGGAUCUAUAGCAGGAGUUGUCGUCAGCAUUGUUUUGAUGGAGCUUCUUCCUGCGGCAAGGAGGUACGAUCCGGAGGACAAGUACGUGAGCAUCUGCGUAUUCGUGGGCAUGGCGGUGAUGGCCUUAAGCCUUGUUCUCUUCGACUUUUCUGGCUCUCAUUCGUGAGUUGCGAUGCUCAUUUGCAUUUUCUUCUCUUUCUGGAUCUGAGGGCAUACUCACACUAGCACUUUCCAGAAUGCAUCUGGAUUCUGGACGCAAUUACGGCCAAAAAACACCUGAAUGAAUCUCCCCGUAAAUGGCGUCCUAGUGUGAGUAUGCCCUCAGAGGACUCUCAAGUCUAGACCGAUUCCUGAUUCUCUCCUGACCUGACCAGUCUGAGGAACAGGUCAUGUGUAUUCUACUAUAGAUUCUGUUGGAUUCAGAGGAUGCUAGGUUCCCUUAAAUCCCUUUUCUUCUUCUAUAUAUUGUGGAGUGAAGGCAAUCAUCAGCGCCCUCCCCCCCCCCUCUUCCCCCCCUCCUUGAGUGCGAGAUGCAUCAUCAAACAGCAAGGCUGUCAAGUUCAGUACACGUGGAAUCCUACAAAGGUGUAGGCGCCUCUCUCAGGGAACCGUCAUUGGGUAGGGAUUUGGUCUUCACUCCUCUCCAGGAAGUGUGCAUGUGUGUUUGCCCACCUGCGCACGUAACAUGUCCGUUUCUGUGCGUUGAUAGCUGAGUAUAAUAGCCCUUUUCCCUUUUCUUCCCCCCCUCAAAUAGUUACACAGUUAAAGGAGGGUUUCAGCGGGGUUCUACUGUAACUAUCGGGCUUAUCCCUGAUCAAACCGGCAUACUGAUUUCUCUUCACAGUCUUAGAGAGCACGAGGGCAGGGGCAGUUGAGCAUGAUGAGGAGAAGGUUUAUUGAGAGGUUUAUUGAGUAGCAGUUGGAUUCGUUUUUUCUUAGUGUUUCCUCUGUUUUUCUUACUCUUUUCCAUUUUUUUAAUGUUACAUUUGGUUUCUUUCGUGUUUAGGACCUAAAGUUAUAGGACCUUACUUCUGGUCCUGUGGGCGGCAAUUGAAUUGCCCCAAAGUCAUGACUUGAAUGCAGAAGUCCCGUCUUAUGGCUCUUCCCUUCCUCCUUCUGUGACAAUGGGACACUGGACCCGAUUUCCAGUCAUUCCUAACUGAAACUGGGUAUUGGACAGUGGACACCCUAUUAUUUAUCCGGGUCGGGAGCGAGAAUCAUCACCCACAUGUUGAGGAAAUGAUAAUUUAACGUGAAAAAAAAAGGAUAACCUCAUAAAAUUG